AUGCUCAAGGCCAAGAAGCAUACGAUCGCGGACUCUAAUGUUGAGGAUAUCGGCAGCUCGAUUGACAAGGCUCAACGCAUGAUGGCUGCCAAGACGGAGAAGGAGUGGGAGAAUCUCAUCCCCGUCUCCAGGCUGGCAGCAAACCUGGCCUUGAGAUCUGGAGGGUCGAGAACAGAAAACGACAACCCUGACUUCGGAAUCAAGAGAGUGCCUGCAGAAGAUUACAGGAAGUUCUACAGAGGCGACUCAUACAUCUUGCUCUACACGUACACAGACUCCGAGACGGACUCUCUUCGCUGGAACGUGCACUAUUGGAUUGGAUCGGAGAGCACGGCAGACGAGUACGGGGUCCAGGUAGCCGCGUACAAGACUGUCGAGCUAGACGACCUGCUGGGCGGAGCUCCAGUGCAGUAUCGGGAGAUGGAAGGCUACGAGUCUGAUCUUUUCCUGAGCUACUUUGGCUCCGGUGGUGUCUGCCCUGGUAGCAUUCAGAUCCUUGAGGGCGGGCAUGCCAGCGGCUUUCGCAAGGUGGAGCAGCAGGAAUUCAGCCCGCGGCUGUUCUGGGUGAGGAGGGAAGCUGGAGUCAUGCUGUGCUCGGAGGUGGCGAUGGGGCUGGACAGUUUAAACCGCGGGGACUGCUUCCUCCUCGACAGCGGGAGCAAGGUGUUCAUCUACCGCGGCGACGAGUCGGAUCCCUUUGAGAAGAACAAGGCGGCGACUGUAGCCAAGGAGAUGGAGGGCGAGAGGAACGGGCGCUGCAAGUGUGUAGAUGCGGAGGAUGAGCCCGAGUUCUGGCAGAUGCUGGGAGGUGAGAUCGGCUGCUCAGUCAAGGGGCCCGUGGAGCACGCGAAGCGAGACACGGAGAGCUGCCGGGUGGUGGAGCUGUACAGCAUGGAGGACGAUUCACUAGAGUUCGUCAAGGUCGCUGAUGGCCUCCUCCGCCCAGAUCAGCUCGCCGACGAUGACGUCAUGCUGGUAAACUGCGGAACUAAGAUCUUCGUGUCCGUCGGCUCCGCAGCUCCGCAGCAGGAGAAGGCAUGCUGCAUGCUCAAAGCGCAGGCUUUCAUCGCCAGCAAGGGGCUGCCUCCCUUCACCCCAAUCAUGCGCGUCCUCAAGGGACAAGAUGUGCGCUGCAAGUACAACCCUCUUUCUGCUUGA
Molecule: messenger RNA, 1158 nt
Organism: Guillardia theta CCMP2712
Lineage: Eukaryota; Cryptophyceae; Pyrenomonadales; Geminigeraceae
Exons: 9
Coding region: 1-1158 (385 amino acids)
Molecular function (GO): actin filament binding
Source: RefSeq, a predicted model, not a curated record